CAAUUAAAGAAUUACGCUGAAAAUAAUGAUUGUAAAGGGGGCGCGGGUUUUAGACGGGAGUGCGAAUGCGAUGAUGAAGGGAAAGGGAACCGAAGACGAUCGUCCAUGGCAAUCUUACCACACUGUUUACACAACCGCCAAAGCAGGAAUGGAAUUGGUUGACAAGGAGAAAGUUCAAAGGGUAGUUUAUGAAAUGAGCAAAGGAUCCAAAUAUUUUCAAAACGAGGAACGCAAGGAAGCUUUUAUUAAGCAGAAAAUUGAUAACCUGCGAAUUCAGUGUGCAAACCUCACACAAGAAGACUUGGCCCAUUAUCAAAAGGUUGCUGAUAGAAGAAUUGUUGAGCUGGAAGCUUCGCGUGACCUUUCAAGGAUUUGGUUACAUGUAGAUAUGGAUGCUUUCUAUGCUGCAGUUGAGACUUUAAGUAACCCUACAUUAAAGGGCAAGCCAAUGGCUGUUGGGAGCAUGUCCAUGUUAUCCACUGCCAACUAUGAGGCCCGGAAAUUUGGGGUUCGAGCUGCCAUGCCUGGCUUCAUUGCACGUAAGCUAUGUCCAGAAUUAAUCUUUGUCCCAACAGAUUUCAAAAAGUAUACUUACUACAGUGAUUUGACCAGAAAAGUUUUUGGGAGGUAUGAUCCCAAUUUCAUUGCUGGUAGCCUGGAUGAAGCAUACCUUGAUAUAACUGAAGUUUGCAGAGAAAGGAAUGUCAAAAGUGAAGAAAUUGCCCAAGAACUCAGAGCUGGGGUUUAUGAAGAGACUGGUCUCACAUGCAGUGCUGGAGUGGCACCAAAUCGCUUACUUGCUAAGGUUUGUUCAGACAUAAACAAGCCAAAUGGACAGUAUGUUUUGCCAAAUGACCGUAUGGCUGUUAUGACCUUUGUAUCCUCCCUUCCUAUCAGAAAGAUUGGGGGCAUUGGUAAGGUCACUGAACAUAUUUUGAAGGGAGUUUUUGGAAUUAACACAUGUGAGCAGAUGCUGGAGAAGAGUAGCUACAUUUGUGCAUUUUUCUCUCAGUCAACAGCAGAUUUUUUUUGCUCUGUAGGUUUAGGUCUUGGGCAGACAGAUUCUCCCCAAGUAAGAUUUCGGAAAAGUAUUAGUAGUGAAAGAACAUUUUCUGCCACCAAGGAUGAAGUGCUGUUGCAUAAAAAAUUGGAGGAGCUUGCUGAAAUGCUAUCAGCUGACAUGCAAAAAGAGGGUCUGUCUGGGCGAACAUUGACUCUUAAACUAAAAACUGCUUCUUUUGAGGUUCGAACUAGAGCUGUGACAUUACAGAAGUACAUCAGCUCAAGUGAGGAUAUUUUGAAGCAUGCUAAAAAGUUGCUACAAGCUGAACUUCCUAUUUCAGUAAGAUUGAUAGACUAUGAGAGUUCUCAUCUGUGCCUUAUCUGUGCCAGCAUAACAAAUAUUUUUAUUCUGUUAGGCCUUCGAGUAUCACAGUUCAAUGGAGACAAGUGUAGUGCUAAGUCUGAUCCUACACAGAAGACCAUUACCAAUUUCAUUACUUCGGGAGAUGUCAAUAGAAAUUGUAGUUCUUUUCCAGAUGUUGCAGAUCAUGACUUUGUCAGUAAUGCAGAAACUGAUAUGUCCAUUGACAGUAGGCAGACAGGUCAACUUGAUUGGAGAGAUCCUUUUGACGGUAAUUAUUUGUCAGAUGUAGACUACCAAAGCUGCACUGUCCAGAAAAGUGAUGGUGUAGAGGAGGUGCAAACAUCUAGUAAUGAUGCUACAAGUUCUCACUACAGUGGACUUACAGAAGUACUGGGAUCAACUUCUUACCUGGGGCAGGUUGAAGGCAUAAAUGUGAAGAAUGGAUCUAAUCUCCUGGAGGAUGAGAGACUUGAUUCUUGCUGUCAGGAGAAGACAAUGUUGUGGCUGAAUGACUACAAAUGUUCACUUUGUGGAAUAGAACUGCCUCCAAGUUUUGUUGAGGAAAGAUUGGAGCACUCUGAUUUUCAUCUUGCCGAAAAGCUUCAAAAGGAAGAAUCUAGUAUCCACCAAAAAUCUGUUCCGAGUCAAAGUAAGGGUCAGAAGGAUGGAGUCACUAGACAAAGCAAAUCCAAGAAGCAAAAGUUGUCGCAGAAAGAAGGCAGUUAUACACCCAUUGAUUAUUUUUUUGUUAAAAAGUAAUCAAAGCUGUCAAUUUAUUAUAAUGUACAGAAUAACUCAAUUUGUUAGUUAUUGUAUAAUAUGCAUGUUAUUUUUCCUUGUAACAUGUAUAAAAUAAUAAAUUCAUUUACUUGUAAUUUAAGUUGUAAAAUGAAACCUUGUAAUUUAGGUUGUAUUUAAUAUUUUCAUUCACGUGACA
Molecule: messenger RNA, 2303 nt
Organism: Glycine soja
Lineage: Eukaryota; Viridiplantae; Streptophyta; Magnoliopsida; Fabales; Fabaceae
Product: DNA polymerase kappa-like
Exons: 14
Coding region: 26-2125 (699 amino acids)
Biological process (GO): error-prone translesion synthesis
Cellular component (GO): nucleus
Molecular function (GO): DNA-directed DNA polymerase activity; damaged DNA binding
Source: RefSeq, a predicted model, not a curated record